AUGAAGGCGUACUUUGCCUUUACGUGACCCCGCGAGCUGUAGACUGCGGCCGUCUCCCGCCGCCGCCAUCUGCCCAUCUCAUGCGGCCAGCGCCGGCGCUCGCCGCCGGCGUUGCGAACCUUCUCUCCGCCACGGAGUGGAUGCUUCCUUCUCCGGCCACCCAAGUCCACACCAUCUCCGUCCGCCCCUCCCACUCGCUGCCGUCCCCUCCUCACCACCUCGCCUUCUCCAACCUCACCACCGCGCCUAAGCGCCACGGAGGUAAGGGGGAAGAGGAGGGGAGCCCAAGGUUCGAGGUGGUGCGCGACGACCUCCUCCACCCGCUCGCCAAUGGCAACAAGGCCCGCAAGCUCGACGCCCUCCUGCCGCUCCUGCGCCGCCGUGGCGCUACUGACGUUGUGACAUGUGGGGGUUGCCAGAGCGCCCAUGCUGCGGCCACUGCGGUCCACUGUGCUGAGUGGGGAAUGAGGCCACACAUACUCUUGAGAGGUGAACAGCCAGAUGUCCCGACAGGCUACAAUCUGAUCUCUUUGAUGUUCGGCAAUGUGACAUAUGUGUCUCGGUCAGUGUAUGCACACAGAGAUGAAAUGCUUUACGACCAUGCCAGAAAAGUUGCAGGUACAGGUGGUACAGUGUUAUGGGCUGAUGAUAUUGGCAGAGAGGAUUUUGUUUUAGAUGAAGACAAUUGUGAAAUUGGUUCGAGAAGAGUUGUUAUUAUUAAGGAAGGGGCUGGUAAUGUCCAAGCAUUGCUAGGUGUUAUUCGGCUAGUGGAAUACCUUUACAAUCUGUCGUCAUUUCAGAAACAUGAGAAUGUUCAUGUCGUGGUAGAUGCUGGGACAGGCACAACGGCUGUGGGGUUAGCUCUUGGAGCGGUAUGUCUAGGAUUGCCUUGGAGAGUAACUGCUGUCAUGCUUGCUGACACACUUGAAAGAUAUAAAGAACGAGAGAAGGCUUUAAUAUCUGACUUUAAGAAGCUUUGCCAUAACUGCCAUGAAAUGGUGGGAGAAAAUGAUAUUGGUGACAAUUUAGUUGAAUGGGUGGAACGAUUUUCACCAAGAAGAUUUGGCAAGGUGCUGAACGGUGAAAUUGCAUUAUGCCGCCAGAUUGCGCAGCAAACUGGUGUCCUGCUGGAUCCAAUGUACACCUUAGCUGGUUGGGAGCAAGCUGUGGAUCUGUGCGUUGGAGACAGUAAAACCAAAGUGGUGAUGAUCCAUACGGGCGGUACCCUUGGCCUAUGCGGAUUGGCGCAGCGGUACUCACAGCACUUCUCCGCGGAUGACUAUAAGUCCAGCGUCAAGUGCCCAUGGUUCAUCAGAAGUUCAGAACCAGUUUUAUUUGCUAGACAACCACACGCGGGGCGGCGGAGGGGGUCUAUGGCCGCCGAGGGGGCUGGGGCGAGCGAACCGCCGGCUGAGACGGCGGCCGCGACGUUCCGGCGGGUGUACGACACCCUCAAGGCCGAGCUUCUCCAGGACCCGUCAUUCGACUUCAACGACGACGCCGUCCAGUGGAUCGAGAGCAUGCUGGACUACAACGUGCUUGGUGGAAAACUGAACCGUGGCUUAGCUGUUGUUGACAGCUACAAAUUACUGAAAGCUGCGGGCAAAACUGAACCGAGCGAGGAGGAAUUGUUUCUUGCAUGCAUCCUUGGUUGGGGCAUUGAAUGGCUUCAGGCCUAUUUCCUGGUUCUUGAUGAUAUUAUGGAUAACUCACAAACUCGACGAGGAAAACCCUGCUGGUUUAGGCUUCCCAAGGUCGGCCUCAUAGCUAUAAAUGAUGGACUCGUUCUUCGCAGCCAAAUUUCAAGGAUGUUUAGGCGCUAUUUUUUUGGGAAAAGUUACUAUGUUGAUCUGCUAGAUUUAUUCAACGAGGUUGAGUUUCAGACAACUUCAGGCCAGUUAUUGGAUCAAAUUACAACAAAUGAAGGAAGGAAAAAUCUGAACAAGUAUAAUGUACAUGUAUAUAGGCGCAUUGUGGAAUACAAGACAGCUUACUAUUCAUUUUAUCUUCCGGUUGCCUGUGCACUGCUGUUUUUUGGGGAGAGAUUGGACGAUUAUGUUCAAGUGAAGCACAUCCUAGUUGAAAUGGGUGUCUACUUUCAAAGCCAGGACGAUUAUUUAGACUGUUUUGGUGAACCAGAAGUUAUUGGCAAGAUUGGAAGUGACAUUGAAGAGUUCAAGUGUUCUUGGUUAUUUGUUCAAGCACUCGAGCGUGCUGAUGAGAAGCAAAAAAAAGUCUUGUUUGAAAAUUACGGGAAGUCAGAUCCUGCUUGUGUUGCCAAAGUGAAGGAUCUAUAUAACGAACUUGAUCUCCAGCGGGUGUUUUCUGAGUAUGAAAAGGAGAGCUAUGGAAGCCUGAUCUCAGCCAUUGAAGCGCAACCGAAAGAAGCAGUACGAGAAGUUUUAAAAUCUUUUCUGCACAGGAUCUACAAGAGGAGUAAGUAGAACACGGCUGGCACAGAGGAGCUUGCCUUAUUCAUCGAGUUCAGCUGAUCUCGACGAAAUUCCUAAAUCUUCAACAUUGUCUCAAUCAUGGCUCACCUUGCUCUGCGAGGAGAUGAACCCGAUAAAAUUUUUAGCUGGUUUGCCCCUGGGCUGGUAUCUUGGCAUGCGAAGGUGUCUAGCAUAGGUUCGAGUCUGAUUAGUUUCUAGCUUAUGGAACUUUGCUACGAGGAACGCGUUGAAACAUAGUUU
This is a messenger RNA of Oryza brachyantha (malo sina), 2693 nucleotides long. Its product is annotated as putative D-cysteine desulfhydrase 2, mitochondrial. The coding region runs from base 81 to 2444 and encodes 787 amino acids. The record is from RefSeq and is a predicted model, not a curated record. Lineage: Eukaryota; Viridiplantae; Streptophyta; Magnoliopsida; Poales; Poaceae. Gene Ontology annotation, biological process: trans, trans-farnesyl diphosphate biosynthetic process. The transcript has 19 exons. Gene Ontology annotation, cellular component: cytoplasm. Gene Ontology annotation, molecular function: dimethylallyltranstransferase activity; (2E,6E)-farnesyl diphosphate synthase activity.